AUGCAAAUAAAAUACUUUUUGAUUUUAGGCGUCUUGAUUAAUGAGGCCUAUGCCUAUAAAGAAGCAAACUUGGCAAUAUUUUUUGGUUCGUAUUUUGUUGUUUUAUUGGGAAUUGCUAUAUAUAUAUUUUCUAUUGUAAGAAAACCAUAUCGUAAACCUGAAAAUUCAAGCAUAAAUGCUGCACAGAUUAGUUUGGACACUCAAGGGUAG
Messenger RNA from Blepharisma stoltei, 210 nucleotides. The record is from the annotation of a GenBank genome assembly. Lineage: Eukaryota; Ciliophora; Heterotrichea; Heterotrichida; Blepharismidae.